GACGCCCCGACGCGUGCGAGGGCCAGGUCGGCGCUGGCCCCGCGAGGUGAAGCGAGGCAACCCGCGUGCGGCGAUGGCCUCGCUGCUGGGAGCCUACCCGUGGCCCGAGGGGCUGGAGUGCCCGGCCCUGGAGGCCGAGCUGUCGGACGGGCUGUCGCCGUCGGCGGCCCCCCGCCCUCCGGGGGACAAGGGUUCGGAGAGCCGUAUCCGGCGGCCCAUGAACGCCUUCAUGGUGUGGGCCAAGGACGAGAGGAAACGGCUGGCGGUGCAGAACCCGGACCUGCACAACGCCGAGCUCAGCAAGAUGCUGGGAAAGUCGUGGAAGGCACUGACGCUGUCCCAGAAGAGGCCCUACGUGGACGAGGCGGAGCGGCUACGCCUGCAGCACAUGCAGGACUACCCCAACUACAAGUACCGACCCCGCAGGAAGAAGCAGGCCAAGCGCCUCUGCAAGCGCGUGGACCCCGGCUUCCUCCUGAGCUCUCUGUCCCGGGACCAGGAAUCCCUGCCUGAGAAGAGGAGCAGCAGCCGGGGGGUGCCGGGGGAGAAGGAGGACAGGGGUGAGUACUCCUCCAUCACCGCCCUGCCCAGCCUGCGGGGCUGCUACCACAAGGGACCAGCUGGUGGCGGCGGCACCCCAGGCAGUGUGGACACAUAUCCAUACGGGCUGCCCACGCCCCCAGAGAUGUCUCCGCUGGACGUGCUGGAGCCGGAGCAGACCUUCUUCUCCUCCCCCUGCCAGGACGAGCCGGCCCAUCCCCACCACAUCUCCCACCUGCCGGGGGCCCCGUACUCACCAGAGUAUGCCCCCACCCCCCUGCACUGCGGCCGCCCCCUGGGCUCACUGGCCCUUGGCCAGUCCAUCAGUGUCUCUAUGAUGUCCACCGUACCCGGCUGCCCGCCAUCCCCUGCCUAUUACUCCCCUACCACCUACCACCCUCUCCAGUCCAACCUCCAUACCCACCUGGGCCAACUCUCUCCGCCUCCGGAACACCCUGGCUUCGAUGCCCUGGAUCAGCUGAGCCAGGUGGAACUCCUGGGAGACAUGGAUCGCAAUGAAUUUGAUCAGUAUUUGAACACUCCUGGCCACCCAGACUCUGCCGCCAGUACCAUGGCCCUCAGUGAGCAUGCCCCAGUCUCCCAGGUGACACCAGUGGGCCCCACAGAGACCAGCCUCAUCUCAGCCCUCGCUGAUGCCACAGCCACAUACUACAACAGCUACAGUGUGUCAUAGAGCCAGAGGCACCACGUCCAGCCCAGCCCUUACACCCUCUUGUUUCAUUCCCUGGGAGGAGCAGAGAGCCCUCACAGCUGUCCUGCCCUCAGCCAGGGAGGCCGGAAUGCCUGUCCAGAGCCUUCAGCCUAACGCCAGGUAGGCUCUGCUGAUCUGAGACCCCUCUGUCCCCUUUCACCGUCUGCUCCCUGCAGCAUGCAUUUUGAGUAUAUUCCUUCAAAUGAGCUGUCACUGGCUGCAUGCUGGGAAUAAGGCCACCAAGUGGUUGAGAGAUGCUGUCUCCCAGCUGAGUGUUCACUGACCUCUUUUUCUUGUCCCUAUGGUUGAGACACAUGGUGCAAAGCCCAGCAGCCUUUGAACCUCUCCUGGUUUUGGCCAACUGCACAUGGUCUUUGGAUCCUCCAAGUGAGAAGAGCCCCAGGCGGGGAUCCUGGAGGUCUGGGAUUCAGUUCAGUUUCACCAUGGACACUGGAGAAAUGUGGACACACCACCUCUCCCCAUCCAGCCCAUUCCCUCAUCCGUGAAGCGAGGGACAGACUGGUUGCCAGGAUUGCCUUCUGCCCCAUGGUUUUCUAAGUUAGGAUUCUUUCAAGGCUAAACUAAAGGAAAAUGGGAAAAUGUGACUCAUUAAUGAGCUCAUUAACAUGCAACCUGGUGAUGAUUUUUGUGUGCACAGCCCAGAGACACAAUGCUCUCUGCACUUUCUGCACUCCCUCCAAAAUGACCAUAGAAUUCUGAAAGGACUCUUCCAAUUUGAGAAAAAGCACUCAUCCCGAUUUGGGGAAUUAACCUGUAUGGUUAACUACUUCACUAAAAAUAAGAUUGCAUUCAAACUGUUUUCUUAAAUACAGAAAGGAUUUAAUGUGUUUAAUAUAAUUUCUUUCUUAUUGUACACACGCUUCAAGGGAAUUCACAGUCUGGAAAUACGCAAUGAUGAGAGACACCUCACUCUUCAUGCACGCGCGUGUGCGUGCAGCCUCAAUCAGGGACACGCUCAUUAACAAUGGCAACUUCUGGCCAACUCCCUUUUCCUAAGGACCCGCACAGCCAGGGGCCCUGAAAGGAUAUCUUAAAAAGCAGCAUCGCUGUCUUUAAAUCUGGACAUGCUGGUUUCUUGAGCAAAACCGCAGCACGUUCUCCCCUGUGUAGAUGGAAAAAGGGUUUCCUUCCCCAGGCCCUCCACUUCUCUCUCUUCCUCGCCAGGACUUCUUUUUCUCUUCUUUGCUCUUCUUCCUUUCCUGAAUUGGUCUCUAACUCAAAGAAACCCGGACUUAAAAUCCCAAGCACAAUUCCUCUGCUGUGAUGGGAAUUUGUUUCUCUCACGAGCUGGCUGGUCCUUCCUGCAAUAUUUUUACGAUAAGUUCCCCAGAUCAGAAACUCACUGUGAUUCCAAAAAUGUUUCUGACCCUGGCCACAUUUCCAUGUUUCCCAACUCUCCUUUGAAGGAACAUACCUAACAGUGAGCUCAGAGACUGUUGUUUGUCUUUUAAUUUCAGCAUAUUGUUGCCUGUAUGAAAGCUGUGUUUUAUGUAUUCUAUUAUUUUCACCUUAUAUUUUGUAUUGUUGACAGAUCUUUUUUUUUCCUUCCAAGAAGUCUUAUUGUAAAAUCACUUAUAAGAUAUGAUUAAUCUUUAUGCUAUUACUGUAUAUGCUAUUUGGUAAUACAUAGUAGAUUGUUGAUGAUAUAAUGGACUGGUUCAGAGCCCAGAAUGUGUAUUAAUAAUCUUGUAAAACAGUAUCACAGACAUUAAGCUAAACUGUUCCAUUUUUUUUUUUGUAAGAAUUACACGUGCUUUUUGGAACGGUUGUACAUAUUGAUUUGUUGAAAAUAUUUAAUUUAAAUAAACAUUUUUUGUACCAUGACACCUCUAUCCUUUGAAAUACAGUUUUGCAACAAGAGAAAGUGUCCCAGCGAGGCAUCCUAUUCGGUGCUGUCUGUAGUACUGGUCAAAAUGUUUUCUGCAUCAGCUUUUUUUAUCUUAAAAUGUUGUUAUCUUGUAGGGGUGGUUUAUUUUAUUUUAUGAGUUACAGUAAAGAGA
Messenger RNA from Nycticebus coucang (slow loris), 3273 nucleotides. It is a transcript of the gene SOX7, whose product is annotated as SRY-box transcription factor 7. NCBI's taxonomy places the organism in Eukaryota, Metazoa, Chordata, Mammalia, Primates, Lorisidae. The transcript has 2 exons. Bases 74 to 1234 code for a protein of 386 amino acids. Gene Ontology annotation, biological process: regulation of DNA-templated transcription; anatomical structure morphogenesis; cell differentiation. The record is from RefSeq and is a predicted model, not a curated record. Gene Ontology annotation, molecular function: DNA-binding transcription factor activity, RNA polymerase II-specific; RNA polymerase II cis-regulatory region sequence-specific DNA binding.